AUGGUUAAGAAGAUUAAUAAUCCUCUGAAAAUUGAUUAUCGCAAUGGAAUAAUAGAAGAUCGACUAUUACAAGUCAGAAAUUUCAAAAAUGUAAAUACACCCAGACUAAUCAAUGUGUGGGGCAUAGAAAUAGAGCCAAGAGAAUCAAAGAAAGUGAUCGAGCUAAUUCGAAGCGACUUUCAGAAAAACGACCCUAUCUCAUUGAGGCAUUUAAAAAGGAUCCGCAAAAACGUUCAAACUUCGACGCUGGAAGUGGUGUUGUGUUCCAGAGAAUACAUUUCUGACAAGGAUGACAUGGACAAGAAAUUGAAGAGCUUCUGGGGUGGAGCAAAAGAGUAUCGGCUGAGGGACGAUAUCAAAGUACCGGAAUUUGCACCCAGUACAAAAGAACUAAAUAAUGCGUGGUCUAUUGAAUACUGGCCGUUGAUCUGGAAUGGAAACCCCAACGACCAAAUUUUGAACGACUAUAAAAUAAAUAUAGAAGAAGUACGAAAUGAACUAUCGCGAGUAUCGGCGCUAUCAAUGAAGAUGACUGCGGCAGGAAAGCUGUUUCCAAUCGCGAGCGUUUUUGUUGACUCAUCAAGAAGAAGGAAGAGAGUAGUGGUGGAAGAUGGCAGAAAUUGCGAAAACUCACUGCCCAUCGACCACAGUGUAAUGGUGGGUAUUCGUACAGUAGGAGAGAGACUUAGGGAUGACGAAGACGAAGACUCAAGCGCGUACUUAUGCCUUGACUAUGACGUUUACUUAACUCACGAACCGUGCUCAAUGUGCUCUAUGGCCCUGAUCCAUUCUCGCGUGAGACGUGUAGUCUUCCUGGCAGAGAUGCAGCGCACAGGUAGCUUAAAAAUAACUAGCGGCGACGGAUACUGCAUGAACGAUAGCAAACAGCUGAACUCAACGUACCAAGCCUUUCAAUGGAUCGGCAAGGAAUACCCUGUGGGCCCGGUUGAUCAGGAUGUAUGCUGCUAG
Saccharomyces mikatae IFO 1815 is the source of this 969-nucleotide messenger RNA. It is a transcript of the gene TAD3, whose product is annotated as Tad3p. The transcript is spliced from 3 exons. The record is from RefSeq and is a predicted model, not a curated record. The coding region runs from base 1 to 969 and encodes 322 amino acids. NCBI's taxonomy places the organism in Eukaryota, Fungi, Ascomycota, Saccharomycetes, Saccharomycetales, Saccharomycetaceae. Gene Ontology annotation, molecular function: tRNA-specific adenosine-34 deaminase activity. Gene Ontology annotation, cellular component: nucleus; cytoplasm.